Molecule: messenger RNA, 2484 nt
Organism: Notolabrus celidotus (New Zealand spotty)
Lineage: Eukaryota; Metazoa; Chordata; Actinopteri; Labriformes; Labridae
Gene: shda
Product: Src homology 2 domain containing transforming protein D, a
Exons: 8
Coding region: 249-1508 (419 amino acids)
Molecular function (GO): phosphotyrosine residue binding
Source: RefSeq, a predicted model, not a curated record
UAAGGCCGCCCGCCGUGCCAGUGAGUGUUGUGUCGGAGACAGUCUGCUCCACGGUCUGCUCCAUGGUCUGGACUGGUCCAGCUAACAUUAGCUGCCUGACCCGCUUGGCUCAGAAGCUGGACGGAUUUCACGGACAACAAUGGUUUAUAUUCAGGCCCGACACUAACGCUAACACGGUUUGCUGGAUGGGAGCCAGGAAGACAUAACUGGGCCGGGAAGCCGUCAAUGUCAAGAAAGAGAGAGGAUCCAUGGCAAAGUGGCUGAAGGAUUAUCUAAACCUAGGCAGCAGGCGUGACCCUCCUCAGCCCCCGAGGCCAGACUACACCGAGAGCGAGAUAUUGAGGGCCUACAGAGCUCAGAAGGAGCUAGAUUUUGAGGACCCGUACCAGCACUCUGAUAAGGAGCAUCAGAAUGGAGGUUUCAGCUCCUGUAGUGCCACAGUGAGCCUUCCCUCUUUCCCUGCAUUUGGUUCAGUGCUGCCUAAUGGUGUGGAGGUGAAAGUGGUGUCACCAAAGCACAGACUAAUAAAAGUGGACUCUCAGGAGUUUGGCCGUUGUAAAGUCCCCCUAAGUCCUGUGACUGUCCAAGAGGAACCUGUGGUCCCAUCUGCCCCAGCAGCUUUGGACGCUGACACCGACUACUCAGAUCCGUUUGAUGUCCGUCCAGACCCUAGAGGCAGAUCAAACUGGGAGCCCAAAUCUGUACCAACAGACUGCUGCAGCUAUAUGGAACCAUUUGAGGCCCAGCGGAUUAUUUCAGAACUGCAGCACAGCGUGAUGAUUAACAGAUCCGGGGUUGGGGGUGGAGAUGGUGGUCAAUUAUAUGAUAACCCAUACGAGGAGAGAACUCGUCACCACCAUCGAUCUGCUCCAUCAGUACAACAACAACAAACUCAGAGGGUUGAGGGAGGACUGGCCCUGAUAGACAGCAGGGAGAGCAGACUGCCUCAGGAUGAUGAGAGGCCGGCUGAUGAAUACGACCAGCCCUGGGAGUGGAAGAAGGACAACAUCUCCAAAGCUUUAGCAGUUCAGUUUGAGGGGGCAGAAAGGGAACGUUCAAGAGCUCAGACGGAGCAAGCCAGGCUCGCCAAGUUAGGCACUACAUCUUCCUCAAGUGACUCGUCAACACUGCGCCUGGUUGGUGACACUCCUCCUCUCCUGGGAGAAAGAGUGGAUCCAUGUCUAGCACUGGAGAGACAAGUGUGGUAUCACGGCACCCUGAGCCGCUCGGAGGCUGAGAGUCUGCUGACUUUGUGCAAAGAGAACUCCUACCUGGUGAGAAACAGCCAGAGCUGCAAAAACGACUACUCCCUGUCUCUAAGGAGCUGCAAGGGCUUCAUGCACAUGAAGUUCACUCAGUCUGCAGAAGGACGCUACGUGCUCGGAGAGAACAGCCCUCCCUUCUCCACCAUCCCUGAGGUCAUCCACUACUACACCACCCACAAGCUGCCAAUCAGAGGAGCCGAGCACAUGUCCCUGCUGUAUCCCGUCAUAGUGCAGACCCUCUGACACUGACGUACUCUCAUACUCUCAUACUCUCUCCUGGUGCUACUGAAUACAAUAUAUACUCAACAUGUCCCUUUCCUUUCCUUCAUGCCUUUUCUUCGCUACUCUACCUGCACUGCUAGCAAGAGAUUGGACUUUUCUGUGCCAUUUUUUUUCCAUUAACAAAAACCCAACAACUACCCUGGCAGCUAAUGAGCUCAGUGCCUCAUAAAUAUUCACCUGUGAACCAGUAUCAACACUACAAACCCUGCUUUCUGAAUCCAUAGACCCUGAAACCCAGUGAUGAUUGAUAUCAGUAUUUGUAGCUGAGUAUUUGAAGAACACAAAACAAACUCAAGGCGUCUUGAGACAGUAAACUAUUAAACAUAUUGCAUGGAGAUUUGUCUCUCUAACUGUGUUGCAGAGAGAGAUUGUACUGCCAGGUCACUUUAAGGAUAAUAGUGAUAUUUUAUUUUGGUUCGUACCAAUUAUCCGAGGAAGUUUUAUCCUUUCAAAGUGACCCAACAAAUAAAACACGAUUGAUAUUUGGCAAUAGGAUUUAAACUAGAUAUAGAAAGUAGAAAAAGGAGUUUUAAAAAGUGCUGUCGCUGCAAACACAAUGUUCUUGUUCUUUAGGUGUUAGCUACACUAUCAACCAAACACUACAUGUUUAAUCCUGGGCUUCUUCUCGCUCUGGGUUUCCGUGUUUAAGAGGCCUGUGAUUGUCCCAUGAUGCUGUAGCUGUGUGCCCUGCAGUGUUUCGUCAUGUCCUUUCAGCAACACAAAGUGACGGCAUCAUACCGACGAGGGAUGUUGGUUUCACACAGCAACAGGCUCCUGCAAUACUAGUGUAGAGAGUAAUAACUAAAGUAUUAUCUUGAAAGCUUGUGGCUUUGUGAUCUUGAUUAUUGAAGAAGCUUUGGUAGAUUAUUUACUGUUAUUUGCUGUUUUAUAAGAUUUUAAAUGUGUGUUGAAAAUAAAAGUGUUGUCUGUUUUUAAA